AUGCCCUUCUCAGCUUUCGAAAUGGCCAAAUAUAACACUUCUGAGUUCACGCGCUACGCCGCUGCCCACGCCAACAUCAACGGCGAAGGUGACGCUCGUCCCACCGCUCUCCAGGUCAUUAAAGACAACGACCUCGAGGGCAGGUUGACCGACAAGACCAUCCUAAUAACAGGAUGUUCCUCGGGUCUUGGCAUCGAAACAGCUCAAGCCCUCAAGGCCACGGGCGCCCACAUCUUCUGCACCGCGCGCUCUCUCUCGAAAGGCCAGAAAGCACUCGCCGAUAUCCUCGAACCAGGUCACGUCGAACUCCUCCACCUUGAUCUUGAAUCUCUAGCUUCCGUCCGCACCUUCGCAGCCGAGUUCCUCAAAGCCAGCAACAACAAACUAAACAUCUUGAUCAACAACGCAGGCGUCAUGGCCAUCCCCGAGUCCACCACCAAAGACGGUUUCGAAACCCAGUUCGGCGUAAACCACCUCGCUCACCACCUCCUCUUCCAGCUCCUCAAACCAGCCCUACUCUCUUCCAGCACGCCCACCUUCGCCUCCCGCGUCAUCGCUCUCUCCUCGAUGGGCCACCGCUACUUUCCCCCCACCCUCACUGACCUGCAGUUGCGAGAACCUGGUGCCUACGACCCAAACCGCGCGUACGCACACUCCAAAACAGCAAACAUCUGGUUAGUAACAUCUCUGAAAAGUUUCGGACCGCAUGUACAACACGUACUGAUGCCGUAA
Alternaria atra is the source of this 732-nucleotide messenger RNA. RefSeq lists its product as uncharacterized. The transcript has a single exon. Bases 1 to 732 code for a protein of 243 amino acids. The record is from RefSeq and is a predicted model, not a curated record. Lineage: Eukaryota; Fungi; Ascomycota; Dothideomycetes; Pleosporales; Pleosporaceae.